GUGCAGGGCUCCACCAUGGCAGAGCGCAGGGGAAACUGGGAAAAGGCAGAGGACGACCUGCCAGUUUAUCUCGCCCGACCCGGCACGGCCGACCAGGUGCCCCGUCAGAAAUACGGCGGCUUGUUUUGCAACGUCGAGGGCGCAUUUGAGAGUAAAACCAUAGACUUUGAUGCCCUGAGCGUCGGACAGAGGGGCUCCCGCACCCCGAGGACCGCCAAACGAGAGACCGGUCAGGAGGCGAGGAGCCCGGCGUGUGACAGCAGGAGCUCCCCUGGUGUGGAAAGUCCCGCAGCAAACAAGCAAAGCGGGAAAGACUCACCCCGGGUUGAGAUCAGAACCUGCGGCGGUAAAGAAGUGUUGCAAAACCUGGGAGAUGAAAAGAGUGACCGGCUUCUGAUCAAAGGCGGGAGGAUUGUGAAUGAUGACCAGUCCUUCCAUGCCGAUAUCUACAUGGAGGAUGGCGUUAUUAAGCAGAUCGGCGAUAUGAUCGUGCCUGGUGGGGUGAAGACCAUCGAGGCCAACGGAAAGAUGGUGAUCCCUGGUGGCAUUGACAUCCACACCCACUUCCAGAUGCCGUACCGUGGAACCACAACCGUAGACGACUUCGCACAGGGAUCAAAGGCUGCUCUUGCUGGGGGCACGACCAUGAUCGUGGACCAUGUGAUCCCAGAGCCCGGUAGUAGCCUGAUGGAGGCCUAUGACCAGUGGAGGCAGUGGGCCGAUGAAAAGGCCUGCUGCGACUACUCCUUCCACGUAGAUAUCACCCACUGGAACGACAGCAUAAAGCAGGAGGUGGAUAACCUCAUCAAGGAGAAAGGUGUGAACUCAUUCCAGGUCUACAUGGCUUACAAGGAUUACUACCAAAUGAGCAACAGUGAGCUCUAUGAUGUCUUUACCUUCUUGGCAGAGAGGGGAGGCAUCGCUCAGGUCCAUGCUGAAAAUGGCGAGAUCAUCGCUGAGGAGCAGGCCCGCAUGCUGCAGAUGGGUAUCACUGGGCCAGAGGGACACGUGUUGAGCAGGCCAGAAGAGCUGGAGGCGGAGGCAGUGUUUCGUGCCAUCACCAUCGCCAGCCAAACCAACUGUCCUCUCUAUGUGACCCGAGUCAUGAGCAAGAGUGCUGCUGACAUCAUCUCACAGGCCCGGAAAAAAGGGAAUGUUGUGUUUGGGGAGCCAAUCACGGCCAGCCUGGGGACUGAUGGGACGCAUUACUGGAGCAAGAAUUGGGCCAAGGCUGCUUCUUUUGUAACAUCACCUCCUCUCAGCCCUGAUCCCACCACUCCAGACUAUCUGAACACACUGUUGUCCAGUGGAGACCUGAGUGUUACUGGCAGUGCUCACUGCACCUUCAGUGUGUCCCAGAAGGCCAUUGGCAAGGAUGACUUCACUCAGAUCCCAGAGGGUGUCAACGGUGUGGAGGAGAGGAUGACCCUCAUUUGGGAUAAAGCUGUGACUACAGGUAAAAUGGAUGAGAACAUGUUUGUGGCAGUCACCAGCACCAACGCAGCUAAGAUCCUGAACCUGUACCCUCGUAAGGGUCGGAUCGCCGUGGGCUCUGAUGCUGCUGUCAUCUGGGACACAGACUCCAUCCGCACCAUCACUGCCAAGACACACAAUUCGGUUGCAGAGUACAAUAUCUUUGAGGGCAUGGAGCUGCGUGGAGCCCCACUAGUGGUGAUUUGCCAGGGGAAGAUUAUUCUGGAAGACGGGAACCUGCAUGUCACUUCCGGUGUGGGUCGCUUCAUUCCCUGCACUCCCUUCCCUGACUUUGCCUACAAGCGUGUUAAAGCCAGGAAGCAGCUGGCGGUCUUGAGGGCUGUUCCCAGGGGAAUGUACGACGGCCCGGUGUCUGAAUUCUCCAUGUCCCGUGGUGGUACCCCCUCGGCCUCUGCACGUACAUCUCCCACCAAACAGCCUGUCAGAAACCUGCACCAGUCCGGAUUUAGUCUAGCAGGUAACCCUGCACCAUGCGCUCCCCCCACCCCAGAUGACAUCCCAAUCAGGCCUGCUGGCCGGCGUAUUGUAGUGCCCCCUGGUGGUCGUUCCAACAUCACAUCACUCAGUUAAACAGCAGGACAACAAGGGGACGCAUUCAGAAAACGACAGCAGACAGAGUGCAGGAUCCCCGGAGGGAGGGUAAAGGGGAGGGUAAAGGGGAGGGUAAAGGGGAGGGGUGGGGGGGGAAGGAGGAGAUGCAGAGGACCAUGAUUAGUUAAAGUUAAAAGAGCAAAACACCGAAUCCUCAUGCCUUACCUGUCACAAUGCUACCUUGCUCAGAUGAGAACAGUAUCCCUUUUCCUGGGGAUUUUGGACUAGACUGUUGUACUGAAGUGCUUUGGAAUUGCUACUAAAGAAUAAGACCCGCCCUAGCCUCACUUCUUUUCAGUAUAGAAUACACCACAAAUACGGUGAGAACAUGUGCACUUGGUGCUUUGGUAAUAGGAAAAUACACCAGUAAAACUGCACACCAUCACAUUAAAGAAAGAAAACAAACUGUGUUCUCAAAGGAAAAUGGAUACCAGUCUUUCUCAGAAUGAUGCUAUGGUUCUUUCAUCCUGUUUGGCUUUCAAUGUCACCCCAUUUUCAGUAGCCUGCUUUCUCCAUAGUCAGCUAAACGUAACAGUAGAUCUCACAUUAGCCAUGUAUUACCAUGCAGUACCGUUGAUUAGCUCUAGGUGGCAUUGUAUAUAUGAUAGAUGUAAUGUAGCUUUGUGAAUGAUGUUGUUGCAUCCUGUUUGGGUUUACUGGACCAAGUAACAGGUAUUUAUCAAAUCUUAGAGCAGGAGUGCUGUUUGACAUGGAGCUGCAUGGGCCACAUUGACAGGGGUGACGUGAUCCAUGAUCCUUCUGCGCCCCUUCUCUGAGGUGCUUGAUGAAUACCAUCCCCAUGAUGUAUUGAUUGCAUAAUUAUUGAUGUUUAAAAAAGGAUGAUGAAGACACAUCUGCUUAAGAAAAGAAUGUGUGAAGACAAAAGAAUAGAAAAAAAUAAACAUUGGAAAUGGUUUUACUAUGCCAGUUUUUAUUUCCUGUUCUCCGUUAUGGCUCUAUUAUAAAGAACAUUGUAAGAAUCCGUCCUUUGCAUUUGCUCCUACCUUAUUGCCUGUUCCUGUCACCCUGAAAUCAUCUUGAGAAGGAAGAUGGAGGAAAAAAGAUAUAAAAACCUGUUCACCAGUAGUACGAAUAACUCACUUGUCCCUUGUAGUUCAACCGUAACUUGUAAUGAAGAGCUUUGCAAUUGAGGGCAAAUGGAAAAAAAGGACAAAAGCAGAUGCAAUGAAAUUAAUAAGUAACAAAAACCUGCUUUCAGAUAACAGCACCUCACCUCUGGCUUUACUUUUUCAUUGCUGACAAACGCGGCCCUCAUUUUGUAGGAAAAGAGGAAGACCAUCAUUCCCUGUGGGUCCAAUCAAGUUUACCUGAAACACUCUGGAUCUGAUUGUGUUGGGGGGGUGGGGGGGCUUAGAGAUCUUUGUUGUGUGUCCGCUGUUUUCUGACAAGGCAGAGGAUUGCGGUGCAGUAAGGGAAGCUUUUAUUUUGUCUCUGUCCCACUUGGGGAGGGGGGGAGGAGAUGGCGUUUUUUAUUUGGCAGUGAUGUGGCAGAAUCUGAAGCAGGCACAAGUGGUGGUUAUUUGUAUUUAUGUUAGUUUGACAACCUUUAUGAUUGUUUUUAUGUUGUUUCUUUUUUUACUGUAUCAAAACCCAGAGUUGGCAGGUCAAAAAAAGGUGUGUUGUGGAGGUAUGAUUUGUUUCCUGAAUAAACACGAGUUGCAACUGA
Micropterus salmoides (largemouth bass) is the source of this 3772-nucleotide messenger RNA. It is a transcript of the gene dpysl3, whose product is annotated as dihydropyrimidinase like 3. Gene Ontology annotation, molecular function: hydrolase activity, acting on carbon-nitrogen (but not peptide) bonds, in cyclic amides. Gene Ontology annotation, biological process: actin crosslink formation. NCBI's taxonomy places the organism in Eukaryota, Metazoa, Chordata, Actinopteri, Centrarchiformes, Centrarchidae. The record is from RefSeq and is a predicted model, not a curated record. Gene Ontology annotation, cellular component: cytosol; cytoplasm.